Molecule: messenger RNA, 175 nt
Organism: Perkinsus marinus ATCC 50983
Lineage: Eukaryota; Perkinsozoa; Perkinsida; Perkinsidae
Exons: 1
Source: RefSeq, a predicted model, not a curated record
AUGUCAGAAGAGCCUACAGAUGAGGGAAAGCGGCAUGACUCUGUUGUAACGGAGGAGCUGUUGCGGUCUCAGCAGGCCUUGCAGGAACGGGGCGAAUGCCAGGGCGUUUGGGAUGACCAUAAAAAUAUAGUGACUAUCACGAAUAGGAGCGGGAAGGCAUUGCAAAGUAUCGCUG